CAGUAUUAGCAAAGGGGAGAAUGUAGGUAAUGUGGAAAAUAGUGUGUGUUUGCAUGAAAGUCGCAUGAAAAACUCAGCUCACAGCUCACGACUACUACAAUAAGCAGGAGUGGAACUCCAGGAUGGAGCAGGAGGAGUUACAGCCCCUCCACAUUAAAGAGGAAGAGGAGGAUCACAGCAUCGGUCAGGAGGGAGAGCAUCUCGAAAGACUGGAGGAGUUCCCAGUGAUUGGUGUACUUGUGAAGAGUGAAGAUGAUGAAGGUGAAAGUGAGGAGAAGAGAAAGGUGGAGCCUCCAAGCAGCAGCUCAACUCAACACAUGACAACAGAAGCUGAUGGAGACCACUGUGGAGGAUCACAAGCACACAACCUCUUAGCUCCACUAUCAGAUAGUGACGACACAACGUCACACUCUCCUGACACUGAUGAUGAAGACUCUGAAGCUGAUAUGACAUGUCACACGGACAACACACGCUGGAAAUGCUCUCAAUGUGACAAAACUUUUGGCAAGAAGAGAAAUCUGAAAAUACACAUGAGACAACACACCGGCGAGAAACCUUUCGCCAUGCAUCAAGGGCUCAUUGAUAAGUCAUAUUUGAAAGAACAUGCAAGCGUGCACACUGGAGAGAAACCUUUUUCUUGCACCAUGUGUGGUAAAAGAUUCUCUACAAAAUUCUAUUUAAAAAGACACUCAAGAGUACACAUCAUAGAGAAACCCUUUACUUGCACAACGUGCGGCAAAGGAUUCUUUCGUAAAGGUAAUUUAAAAACACAUAAACGAGUACACACUGGAGAAACACAUUUUUGCUGUUCGGUUUGUGGUAAAGGAUUCAAUCAUGAAGGCAAUUUAAAAACACACUCAAGAAUACACACUGGAGCGACACACUUUCCUUGCUCAGUGUGUGGGAAAAGAUUUGUUCAUAAAACUAAAUUAAAAAGACAUACUAGAAUACAUACUGGAGAGAAACCUUUUCCUUGCAUGGUGUGUGGUAAAAGAUUCUCUCGAAAAGAUGAUUUAAAAAGACACACAAGAAUACACACUGGAGAGAACCUUUUUUGCUGCUCAGUUUGUGGCAAAGGAUUCAUUGCGAAGUCACGUUUGAGAGAACACACAAGAAUACACACUGGAGAGAAACCCUUUUCCUGCUCAGUUUGUGGGAAAAGUUUCUCUCAGAAGAUGGCUUUGAAAGGACACACAAGAACACACACCGGAGAGAAACCUUUUUCCUGCUCAGUUUGUGGUAAAAGUUUCUCUCAGAUGAUAACUUUGAAAGGACACACAAGAACACACACCGGAGAGAAACCUUUUUCCUGCUCAGUUUGUGGUAAAAGUUUCUCUCAGAUGAUAACUUUGAAAGGACACACAAGAACACACACCGAAGAGAAACCUUUUUCCUGCACGGUUGGUGGUAAAAGUUUCACUCGGAAGAUAGGUUUGACAGCACGCACAAGAACACAAACUUGAGAAAAAACAUUUCUUGUUCAGUCAGUAUUUAGGGCCGUAUGAUUUCCGUGUUAACGGAAUCGGCCAAUAAAAACGGAAUCUCCUGUUAAAACAGAAUCGGGGGGGGGGGGGCACAUACUGUGAAUUGAAUGCUGUCAGCUAUCAUGUACAGUAUAAACUCACUUUUCUGUUUUUUGACUUGACAGUUAUACAAUGAUUUUUUUUUAUUUGCAAACAUUGACUGUGUAUUUACAUCAAUGAUGGACAUAUACAGUGCAUAUUUACAUAAGGGAGAGGGUUAAAAUCUAAAUCUAUUGAUCAAAUGCGGGGGAAAAAAAACAAGAUAGUGACAAAUAUUAGUCGUACAUUAAAUCUUCAAUAAAAAAAACAUACACACGGGGUUUGCAUGGGUUUCUUUGGCACAACAGUCCUUAUGUGAAACAUGAACACGUCUUUCUCUUUUCUACCCAUUCCACCUAUAAAGCUCUCCAAAAUAACGCCAACAGUGUUCCAUUUACAUAAGAUGACCUUCAUAGUAACCAAGCUACAGCAACAUUGUUAUUGUAGGAGUUAACACCAAAGAACUACUUUUCCGGCGUAGUGACACAGUACCUCAGACCACUACCGAGGGGUAACGUAAGCUACUUGAGCUGCUGUUGCAUCGCCUGUGAGUUUGGAAAAUGUAAUGCUAGGUUAUAAAUUAUGCCUCGCACGUGUAUAGCAGAAGCUUGUGACAAUAAGCUGAAAAGUUGGUCAACUUUAAGGUUCCACAUGCUACCAAUUAAACAUCCGGAAAGACUGAAGCAGUGGAUACUGACUCUCAACUUAGACCCGGUGACAUUGCAAGAUACAGCCAUCCCAUCAGUCGGCAUCCCGGUGAAAGCGGCAUUGGAAGUGACUGUUUUAUGAUGCUCUUGUUUUGUCAAUGAAAUGUUUAGUACUAGUGCUACAUGCUAACGCUGAGAAUGGCUUAGUGUUUAACUAUAGCUGGAUCUGCCUAGCAGCCAGCAACCUUAUUCUCUGCCUGUGAGGAGUAAAAGUAAAAAAUAGUCGUCAUCGGCUCUCACGAAUUCAUGAUUAAGUGGCAGCAAACGCUCUCUCAAUGCUGCUGCUGUUGACGGAAGUAGAUUUCAUUGCUAUAGGCUCUGUGAAAUCAAUGCACCCAGGAAGGAUGUUCUGAUAAUGCUUAAAAUGACAAAAAUACUGUAAGUAUUGAAUGAUAAAAUGUUGUUGGAGGUUUUUGGAGAUGUUUUAAUAGAGGGCUUUAUAGGUGGGUCCCAUUAUUAGCUACCCUGUGCUAGCAGUUUUUCUCUCUUUAGAAGGCACAGAAAAGAGACCUGUGUUCAUGUAUCACAUAAGGUGUGGUGGUAAGCUUAUGUUCUAUCAGUAUUAUCGAUUAUGUGUGAACAUACUUACACGACUUGAUCUUCCUGUAGUGCAACCUUGGCUUAUUAGAAGAACUUAUUAUAAUGUGUUUAUCCAUGGCUCAAGGCUGGAGAACAAAUCCCUCUGUCUGAGAAAACAGUCAUUCUUUCCUCAAAACAAGGCCUCCGGCCGUCAUAAACACGUUGUUUUGGCGGUGUUCUUUAGGCUAACUGGACAGCGCAUAUCCUUGCACCUGCUUUCCCUUCCUGACAGACUUUGGAACUAUACUUCCUCCGCAUCCUUCGGGGAGACACGUGUGUCAGACUCCUGUGUUAUCUGUUGUCAACUGUCUCCUUCUGCAGAACAAAUAUCAAAAUGACAAAAUUGUCGUUGAGCAGUUUAUUUCUUCUCCCCACUGGUGCAAAAAGGACAUUUUCCACGACAGUGUGGCGUCACGAACAGGAUCGCUUUUGGGUCCGUGGCCACUUUUGCCAGACGAUUUUUGCCA
Dunckerocampus dactyliophorus (ringed pipefish) is the source of this 3315-nucleotide messenger RNA. Its product is annotated as gastrula zinc finger protein XlCGF26.1-like. The coding region runs from base 123 to 1463 and encodes 446 amino acids. NCBI's taxonomy places the organism in Eukaryota, Metazoa, Chordata, Actinopteri, Syngnathiformes, Syngnathidae. The record is from RefSeq and is a predicted model, not a curated record. The transcript has 2 exons.